Molecule: messenger RNA, 1651 nt
Organism: Drosophila mauritiana
Lineage: Eukaryota; Metazoa; Arthropoda; Insecta; Diptera; Drosophilidae
Exons: 2
Coding region: 145-1290 (381 amino acids)
Source: RefSeq, a predicted model, not a curated record
GUUGUUGGUUCAACUCACAUGCCUUUCCAAUUCCAUUCCAUUCCUUUAACCUACACAUCACACAACAAAUAAAUUCCUGAACAUAAAGAUAUUUUUUGAUACCUGCAAUUUCCACACGAAAUUUCUACGCGAAAUUUUCAGAAAAUGGCCGGAGAAACAGAGCAGCUGACGUUGCUUAGUGAUCUGAAUAAUAUUGGAGGUGGCGAGUUCGAGUCGGGAUACUGCCUGAAUGAAAAACCUAUUCUGCCUCCAGUGAUGACUGACUGGAAGAGACUGGAAAUGAUGCGGCUGCGCUUGUGCGCCUUGACCAAGGAGGUGGUCCAGAAGAGAAACCAGUUUACAAGUCCUGAACGGAGGGAUGCAUCUACCAAUACAAAAUCGCAACCAGGAUUUGGUCCUCCGGUCAUAAUGGGACGCUUCCGCCAAAGAUUACAGCAAUCGGAGACGAUGAUCUAUGAUCACACAGCCGACAUGGCCAUGCAGAUGUCUGCUCCGCCAUGCAAGCCAAUUGGGAUGACUACUCAGCUGGUACUGGAGGAUGCUUCUCUGACUCCACCGCAAAGAGUGGUUGUCACGCUGAGACCCGUGAAGUUGGCCACAGCAAAGAGUGGUUGGGUGACCAAGUUGGAUCCCCCGAAGGCGGAGAACACCAAGCCAACGGAGAAUGUCCUGGAGCCACUUCAUCGGAGCUCCACAAGUCCUGAUCUUUCGAAGCUUCAUCAUCAACUGUGGCGAAGAGAUCUGGUGCAAAUUCCCAAGUCACAGUUUACUUUGCCUGUAAAAUGUGAGCAGCAACCCAAUAAGCCUACAACAAGCAGGAGUCCCAGUCGAAUCCCGAAACUGAUUACCAGCCAAGUGGCCAACAGUGGCAAUGUCACCAAAACCCAGAGUGCCUACCAAGCCCGACGCUCCUAUGACGCCAAAGUGGCUGCCAAACGAAAAAUUCUGGUGAGCAGAGGCCAGAUUUCCGCAGUCAAACAGAAACCUCCGCUUGAUACCAGCCUCUUGAAUGUGCCAAAAAGCAUCAGGACUCCGGUGCCGGUCAAUAAAAGACCUGGAUAUAAGCAGGACGAACUGCAAAUUCAGAAGAACCUCUUCAAGUCCUUGGUUCUUCGCCAGGCUGAGGAAAACAGGCUGAUCCAAGCCAAAAUGCAACAGGAGCACCAGGGUCUCAUCGCUACCAUGAUGAACGAUCUCAACAACGCCGUCGAGAUCUCGAACGAUUAUAAGUCAAUGGAGAGGGCAUUGCACCUGGACUCUAGCACCUCCAGUGAUCCCAGCCAGAACUGAUCAGACAAUAUGGAGAUGCGCUUUCAAAAUUCUUAAACGUUCACCCGGGAACGGAAUAGGACGAUAGCAGAGAACAAGAGGAACGGACGGGAAAACAUAUUACCCAAUCCUCCGCCAGGAAUUUUCCAUUCGGUGGCCUCUUUAAUUUGAAUUGGAAAUUCUUGAUUGGAGCAUUUUGAAUUGAAGCAGCAAUCGAAUCGACUUUUCAGCUCACGCAAGAACUGUAUUUUUCCGUGGGGGUUCUACAAAUCAGUUUGUAUUGCCGUGUAUAUUAUUCAGAGGAUUAUUCGAAGUCCAUGAUGUUCUCCUCCUUUUCAAUUUCACCAUGGUGUUGCAAUAAUUAUCUAGUCCAUACAUCUGU